Molecule: messenger RNA, 923 nt
Organism: Pteronotus mesoamericanus
Lineage: Eukaryota; Metazoa; Chordata; Mammalia; Chiroptera; Mormoopidae
Product: C-C motif chemokine 3-like
Exons: 3
Coding region: 296-583 (95 amino acids)
Biological process (GO): eosinophil chemotaxis; immune response
Cellular component (GO): extracellular region
Molecular function (GO): chemokine activity
Source: RefSeq, a predicted model, not a curated record
AUCUGGAGAAACAACUUCCUCAUAAGUGCCUCAAUCAAAUCAGCAACUCAACCAUUCUUGUGCAUGCCCCAAACCUCUGUCGUAACCUAGGCAACCCUGGGUUGUCCACGUCACAUGACACCACCAUAUGUCAAAUUUCUUGCCUAUAGGCACCUCUAAUUUCUAUGCUCCCACUGCCCGGGGCUGCCUAUAAAAGAAGGGCAGAGAGUGCAGAUCCCAGCAGGGGGCCAGCAGGCGUGGCUUCCAAAGCCCCAUCUCAGCCCCGCCCACACUCCUCCGCCCGCUUGCCACCGUCAUGAAGGUCCUUGGGGCGGCUGUCCUUGUCCUCCUCUGUACCAGGGCCCUCUGCGCCUAUCAGAAAGAAAGGACUUACGUCAUCGCUCCCACCUGCUGCAUGUCCUACACGCCCAGGCAGAUGCCCCGCAAACUUGUGGUUUCCUAUUUUAAGACCAGCGGCCAGUGCUCCAACCUUGGUGUUGUCUUUCUCACCAAAAAGGGCCGGCAUAUCUGUGCCAAUCCCAGCGAUGCCUGGGUGCAAGACUACAUCACCAACAUGAAGGAGACCCCCCAAGGGGACAUGUGACUCAGUGUGCCCAUGGGCAGCAAGGACGCGAACUAGGGGAAUGUCCCUGCCACCUCUGAAGUUCCCUGUCCUGUGAGUCCUUCCCCCUCCACUAACCACAUUCUGAAACCCUUCUUUAACUUAGUAAGGAAUUUAAACGUAAAUUGUUUCAUUCACUUGAGGCUCCCUCUGAGAAAUCAUCUAACACCCGCUCCCGCCCCGGUCCUCCCCCAGUCACACAGUGGUCUCUUCACGUUCAGGGUGACAGCGAAUGACGGUGUGCCCGUGUCUGGGUGCGCUGGACCGAACUUAGCCAUGGACGCUUAUUGAGUUUGUGUGAGUCCUUUACUCUGUUAAAUUU